AUGAGUAUAUUAGAAAAUUGUGAAGAAAAAAAUAAUAAUGUUCAUAAGAUAAAUGAAAGUAGUAUUAAUGAUAUAAAGGAGUGUAAAAGUGUAAGUGAUAUUGUCAAAUAUAUUAUAACAUUAGGAAUAUGGGAGAUGUAUACUUAUGAGUGGAUAUUUAAUAGAAAAACAUUUUUAUAUUACAAUACGUUAUUAGGAAAUUAUUAUUUCUAUGAUAAAAAUAAUAAUUUGAUUUUAUUUAGUGAAAAUUCUUUUUUUUUUUAUGUGUAUUCAUUUGAGAAUACAGAAUUUAUAUCUAAUAUGUUCUUUAAACAAAAUGGAAAAAAAAAAGAAUUAAAACUAACUAGUUACGCAAAAACAAUGCAAGGAAGGAGAAAAAAACAAGAAGACAGAUAUAUUAUUGUAACUGAUUUAACUAGAUAUAUUGAUUCAAAUGAUUAUAAAACAUUAUUUUUCUAUAAAAAAAAUCCUUUAUAUUUUUUUUCUAUAUUUGAUGGUCAUAGAGGAAUAAAAGCUUGUGAAUAUUGCAUGAAUAAUAUAAUAAAAAAUAUUAUUUAUUAUUUUUAUAAUCAAGAUAUUAAUGAAGAAACUAAUGUAUCAUUAAACAAUUUAGGUGAACCACACAGUACUUUAAAUAGUUCUAGCUUAAUUAAAUCUCAAAAUUCUACUGAUAGCAAUCAAGUAAAUGAAAAAAAUUCCAAUGAGAAUACAAAAAAAAAUGAAUUAAAUAUAGAUAAAAAAAACAAAAACUUUGAAAAUGAUUGCAUAAAUGUAAAUAAUUUUGAUAAUUCAUUCUAUAAUUCUAAUGUAAAUGAAAAUAAAGGCGUAAAUAAAAAUGAAAAUAACUGUGAAAAUAGAAAUUUAAAUAAAAAUAAAGAUGAAAAUUUAACUAAAAAUGAAAAUAUAGAUAUAGAUGAAAGCUUAAAUAGAAAAAAAAGGAAAAUUGAAAAAGAAGUAAUGGAAAAUAAGGAGAAUUAUGAAAUAUCGGAAGAAAAUAAUAAAUUAAGCAAAGAUAAAACUAUUGAAGAUAAUAUAAAAGAAGAAAAAAAAUAUUGCAAAGAUACAACUACGCAAAAUGAUGAUAAUAAUAAAUCUGAAACACAAAAUAAAAAUAAUAGAAAUAAAAAAUUAAAAAUAUUAGAUGAUAUGACUGAUGAAGAAAUAAUAGAAAAUAUAAAAUUAGCUUUUAUAAAAACAGAUGAACAAUUUCUAAAGGUUUCCAAGUUCCCAAAUCACGGUUGCACAAUUAUUUCCCUAAUAAUUUUAAAGAAUAAAAUGUUUAUAGCUAACUUAGGAGAUUGUCGAGCUAUUGGUGUCAUUAAUUUAAAUAACACUUUAAAAACAGAGCAUCUAUCAUACGAUCAUAAACCAAAUGAUCCAAAAGAAAAAGAACGAAUAAAAAAAAUGGGGGGUGAUGUUAUUUGCUUACAGAAUGUUUAUAGAGUCAAAGCAAAUAUGAAAAAAAAUAAUAAUGAUAAACCAAGUUUGUUGGAAAGAUUAACUAUGAAAGAGGAAGUUUAUCUUGCAGUUUCAAGAGCAAUAGGAGAUAAAGAUUUUAAAUAUAAUAAUGUAAUAUCAGCUACACCUGAUGUUGUAUGUAAAGAAAUAUAUAAUGAAGAUAUAAAUGAAAAAAACAUACAAAAAGAAAAUAUGAAAAAUAAUGAACUAGAUGUUAAAAAUAAGGUAGAUGAAAAUUAUCUCAAAGAAAAUGAAAAUAUGUAUUAUUCUUUAGACGAAUUGAAUUAUCAUUUUGUUGUAAUGGCCUGCGAUGGUGUAUGGGAUAUUUUGUCUAAUAAGGAUAUUGCUCAAAUUUUGCAAACUUAUCAACAUGAUCCAGAUAAGGCUUGUAGUGAAAUUAUUAAAACUGCAUAUGCUUAUGGGAGUCAAGACAAUUUAACUGCUAUGCUGUUGAAGUUUUAUUGA
Plasmodium relictum is the source of this 1923-nucleotide messenger RNA. It is a transcript of the gene PPM9, whose product is annotated as protein phosphatase PPM9, putative. Bases 1 to 1923 code for a protein of 640 amino acids. Lineage: Eukaryota; Apicomplexa; Aconoidasida; Haemosporida; Plasmodiidae. Gene Ontology annotation, biological process: protein dephosphorylation. The record is from RefSeq and is a predicted model, not a curated record. The transcript is spliced from 6 exons. Gene Ontology annotation, molecular function: protein serine/threonine phosphatase activity.